Messenger RNA from Sinocyclocheilus grahami, 3806 nucleotides. Its product is annotated as protein bicaudal D homolog 1-like. The transcript is spliced from 7 exons. The record is from RefSeq and is a predicted model, not a curated record. Gene Ontology annotation, cellular component: Golgi apparatus; cytosol. Gene Ontology annotation, biological process: microtubule anchoring at microtubule organizing center; protein localization to organelle; regulation of microtubule cytoskeleton organization. Bases 269 to 3298 code for a protein of 1009 amino acids. Gene Ontology annotation, molecular function: dynein intermediate chain binding; dynein complex binding; cytoskeletal adaptor activity. Lineage: Eukaryota; Metazoa; Chordata; Actinopteri; Cypriniformes; Cyprinidae.
UUCUCCAUCCUAGCGAUGAUGGCGUCCCGACACCCAUGAGCAAGCAGAAAAAGAGGAGGAAGAAAGAAAGGAAGAAAGAAAGAAAGCGAGGCCCCUUUCAGGAUCGCGAUGAUUAAUUUUUGCUUCGGACUUCAAUUCGUUCGUCUUUUGUUGUUGAUAUGUCUGGAUCAUUGACUUUGUAUUGGAGGUUGGGGUAAGGCGCAGGUGCCUCCAUCCAUCCGUUCAUCUAUCCGUCCAUCCAGCGCAGUGGAGGGGCCGGGCCGGCCCGAUGGCUGCUGGGGGAGGUGGAGGAGGAUGCGGGGAGUCGGUGGAUCAUUACCGGGCGGAGGUGGAGCGGCUGACCCGCGAGCUCGUGGAGGCGAACCGGGAGAAGGUCCGGGCGGCGGAGUGUGGGCUGGCGGUGCUGGAGGAGAACCAGAGCCUCAAACAGCAGUAUGCGGAGCUCGAGGCCGAGCAGGAGACCCUCCGACAGGAGCUGGAGCAGCUGCAGGAGGCCUUCAGCCAGGCGUACACCACCCAAAGGAAGGUGGCUGAAGACGGGGAGACCAAUGAGGAGACGCUGCUGCAGGAGUCGGCCACUAAGGAAGCGUACUACAUGGGCCGCCUACUUGAGCAGCAGGCCGAGCUGAAGAGCAGCAGAUCACAGGCGUCCUGCACGGAGGCCGAGAACGAAAGACUCAGCACCAUCCUACAGGAGCUGAGAGAGAGUAAUGAGAUGUUGGAGUUGCAGAGAAGCCGCAUGAGAGAGGAGAUCAGGGAGUAUAAGUUUAGAGAGGCCAGAUUACUGCAAGACUACACCGAACUGGAGGAGGAGAACAUCUCGCUACAGAAACUGGUGUCCACGCUCAAGCAGAACCAGGUGGAGUAUGAGGGCUUGAAGCAUGAAAUCAAAGUUCUGGAGGAGGAAGCAGCCCUGCUUAACAGCCAAUUAGAAGAUGCGCUGCGCCUGAAGGACAUCUCUGAGACCCAAUUGGAGGAGGCUUUGAAUUCUCUGAAAAGCGAGCGAGAACAGAAGUAUGCUCUGCGCAAGGAAUUAGCACAUCAUCUAACCGUGUGCGACGGGGGUUUCAGCUCAGGCUGUGCCCACCUGAUCGCCCUGACCUCAGCGCCACCUAGUGGCAGUGCCACCCCGACAGCCGCCACAUCGCCCAGCAGCGAAGACGGUGGCAAGUGCAACGGGCAUCUGCUUCAAGGUGCGGCGGGAUCAGUUUUGAGCCGACUGAAUGGAGACUUCAGGCCAUCGAGUUUGAGGAAGACUGAAAUUCUGACCCCUGACCUCUUUAGUGAGCUCAAUGGCCCUGAAAACCUGAAACUAAGACAACAGCUUCAGCAGGUGGAACGUGAAAAAGCGUCUUUGCUCAACAGCUUGCAGGAAUCACAGGCUUUGCUCCGUCACACACAGGGGGCGCUGACGGAGCAGCACGAGAAGGCCAGUCGCUUGGGCGAGCGUUUCCGAAAACUCCGCCACCAGCGCAGCAGCAAGGAAACCAAGGGGGAAGAGGAGGACGAAGAAGAGGAGACAACAUACGUCCCUAGCGGCCAGGAAGGGCCGAGUCUGGAAUUGCUGCAAUGUAAAUACAGGGUGGCUGUGACGGAGGUGAUCGGACUGAAGGCGGAGCUUAAGGAGGUGAAGGAUAGAUAUAAUGAGUGCGUGGAGGCAAGAGCACGGGCGGAGGAGCAGGGCAAGGCGCAGCUGCAAGCAUUGGAGAUGCAAGUGGUGCAGCUGGAGCGCAGCUGCAGGGAAAGCCGGGAGAUGGCGGUGAAUCUAGAACGCAAGCUGCGGGCAGCCAAUAACGCAGGCUUGGAGACGCAGGGAAUCCUGGGAACUGCCCAAGAAGAGCUGGCGACAUUCAGUGAGGAGUUAGCGCAACUUUACCACCACGUCUGCCUGUGCAACAAUGAGACACCAAACCGCGUUACGCUAGAAUACUACCGGCAGGGCCGAACGCCAACGCGCAUUUCCACCCCUGGCCACAAGGGGCAGGACGAUCACCGUGUGCUGUUGACCCCACGUCUCGCACGUCGUUUGGCGGCGAUUAACGCCGCAACGUCUGCCGAGUCUCGUAGCCCGUCGGACUCACCAUCCAAAGAACCUCUCACUGCUGAGCAGAGCCCAGUCCGUACGCCACUGGGUUCACCCGUCGUUAGUGCCUCUUCCUCGUCUUCAUCAUCAUCCCCAGCACCCGAGUCGGCCACGGGGUCCGACCUCCGCCGUGAACCCACCAACAUCCACCACCUCAACGCCAUCAUCCGCGACCAGAUCAAGCACUUGCAGAAGGCGGUGGACCGCUCGCUCCAGCUGUCCCGCCAGAGAGCGGCCGCUAGUGAACUCGCCCCGCUGAUGGACAAGGACAAGGAGGCCUGCAUGGAGGAGAUUCUCAAGCUCAAGUCCCUCCUGAGCACAAAAAGGGAGCAGAUCGCAACCUUGCGCCUUGUGCUCAAAGCCAACAAGCAGACGGCUGAGGGGGCUCUGGCCAACCUGAAGAGUAAAUACGAGAACGAGAAGACAAUGGUGACUGAGACCAUGAUGAAGCUGAGGAACGAGCUAAAGGCCUUGAAAGAGGACGCGGCCACCUUCUCUUCCCUCAGAGCCAUGUUCGCCACACGGUGUGAUGAGUAUGUGUCUCAGCUAGACGAGAUGCAGAGACAACUUGCGGCGGCGGAGGACGAGAAAAAGACGCUAAACUCUCUCCUCCGCAUGGCCAUCCAGCAAAAACUCGCCCUCACGCAGAAACUGGAAGACCUGGAGUUCGACCAAGAGCAGUCGCACCGGCCCCGCGUGGGAAAAACGUCCCGGCUGAGGAGAAGCACACCCAAAGUAAGUAGAACGCCAGUCCCGCCCCUUCCCGACACCCCUUUGACAAUUACCGAGGUCCUUACGGCAGCAGCCGCCAUCACCUCGCCCCCCACACCCACCCAGCUAUCCGCCCCCAACAGCCCACCCUCCCUGGAGGCCCCUUCGUCUCCCGCAUCGUCUUCCUCAUCCUCCUGGACGCCCCCAACCAUGCCGUACCGCCAUUGGACGAUGGGCGUCCGGGCGUACGUCGUCGAACCACACACUUACACCAACCUCCUGGCCCGUCGCUAUGCAAGUGAGUCGCACUAUUCCCCAGGCUCCACCCCUUCCUCGCCCUACCGCUCACCCCUAUUGGCCAGUCGCCGCUCCAUGUGGAGCUCGUCCCAAUCCCGCCCCCUUCCCAGCCACUUCCAGCGCUCUACGUCCCGCUACACGCCCCCUUCAUCCACCUACAGCCCUUUGUAUCCCAGAAACUACGGCUCCCAGCAUCCCCGCUACUGACGGGUGCCGCAGAGAGGAGGACACACACUGGUUUCUGUGUUUGAAUGUUUUGGGAAGUGUUUUGGUUUUUUUUUUUUUUUACUCAGGGAUUUAAUGGAGCACAAGUGGCCCGGCCUUCUUCAAAAGAGACUGUUGAUCAGUUCUCAGGACACUGUGUUCUCUGUCCCGAUCUGAGCGCACGGACUGUUCAAUUACACAAAUGAGGGACUUUAAAACAGAUUCAACAAGCUGUAAUGUUAACCGAAUCGGAUUUGGUCAUGAGUUGUUGGUGUGUAUGAGAGUGAAUGUGUGAUUGUCACAUGACUUGAACACUGAUAGUCAAUUAAGUGGUUGAUUUGUAACAACAAGAUUUUAUAUGAAAUGCUGAUUGCAGUAUGAGUAUCUGAGAAAGUUGGCUAUAUUUGGAAUAGAAUACAAAUGUAGUAUAUAAUGCACAUUGCAUACUGUUUUUAAAUAAUACACUGAUAAAAAAUUACUUUACUGACAGUUUACUCACCCUCAGGCCACC